Messenger RNA from Manihot esculenta (cassava), 1825 nucleotides. RefSeq lists its product as uncharacterized. The transcript has 2 exons. Lineage: Eukaryota; Viridiplantae; Streptophyta; Magnoliopsida; Malpighiales; Euphorbiaceae. The coding region runs from base 1108 to 1536 and encodes 142 amino acids. The record is from RefSeq and is a predicted model, not a curated record.
UAUUGCUUUUCUUAUCAAAUUAAAUGAAUCAAAUUAUUUCUUUUUUAUUUUUAAAGUGUUGUAAAUAAAUUUAUAUGUUUAAUAUUAAAUUGCAUGUCUACUGGGGUGAAAAGUUCCCAGCUAUACUAUGAGAAAAUUAUAUAAUAUCAAGUGGAUCGGCAAACAUUUGAAACUUGAAUUGCCAAUUUUACCUAAAUUAUUCUCUCUAGAAUUUAGAACCUCUUGUAAUUUUUUAUUUUUCCCACACAAAGAUAGAUCUCCCCACCAUCAACUCCCCUACCAUAACAUUCAACAAAUGAAUUUUUAUCUGCACAAAAUUAAUACAAUCUUGGAAUGACUGAACUAAUACUAUUUUUUAACAAAUUCCCAUUUUAUAUUAUUCCCAUCUAUGCCUAAAAACUUUUCUUUAUUACUUCCAACUUGUUGUUAAGUGUUGAUUAUGAAAAACCCUUCUCAUGUAAUUAACAUAUCUUUCCAUAAAAAUAAGAAUUUUCCAAACAAUACCCAACUCAUUUUUGUUUAAUUCCAACACACCUUGCCAUAUAAUCAUUCUUCCAAAAUGGCAAAAUACAAACUUUUUUUUUUAUCCAAAUGCUAAAUUAAAAUAAAUUAGCAUAUUAAAAAAAAAUAGUCAACCACAUGUAGAUGAGAGCUGAAAGUGCAUAACUGCAUACCUGAAUAGAUUGUUUCUUCUCUAGACAAGUCUGAAAGAAUAACUCUUUCAAUCUUAUAAAAAAGCCUGAAGAGAUAAAGAAACACCUCACAUUUGUCUCUUCAAGCUCCAAUAUAAACCCUAAAUUUAUUUUUUCCUUCUUCUGCAUAUAUUCCUCUUCGUAAAGAAACCCUAAUCCCUUUUGUGUCUUCCCAUACUAUACCUUUCUUUGAAUGGUCGAAACAACCAACGACUGGAUGCACUUUCUCCUCGUAGAGCGUUUUCUUUACGCGCUCUCUUCCUUUGGCUCCUGCAAACAGGCUUGGUACUAUCGUUGCCUUGGGCUUGACCCUUAGCUGCCCCCACCCCCUUUGGCUCUAUAAAUAUCAGAUAAAUCAAUCAAGAAAAUUUUCUUUUCUUUUCUUUUCUCGAAGACCCAGGUGGAAUCGGAUAAGAUGAAGAGAAAUGUGAGUGAGAAAUUGAUGUUGCACAGGCAAAAAAAGAAGGGUGAUGACAAGAAGAACAGGCUCUUGAUAACUAUUAACGUUCUUGGAAGUGCAGGGCCUAUAAGGUUUGUGGUGAAUGAAGAUGAUUCUGUUGCUGGGGUCAUUGACACUGCUUUGAAGACUUAUUCUCGAGAAGGUCGCCUUCCUGUUCUUGGCUCUGAUAUCAACAACUUCCUUCUCUACUGCGCAAAUGCUGGUUCUGAUGCUCUGAAUCCAUGGGAGGCAAUAGGAUCAGGAGGAGGAAGGAACUUUGUGCUGUGCAAGAAGCAAGGGCAGCCACAGAUGACCGAAGGGAGGUCGGAGAUGAUAGCCCACAAGGCAUCUGGUUGGAAGGCGUGGCUGAAUAAGUCCUUUAGUUUCAAGGUAUUGUCUCACUGAGUUGGAUUCCGUGCAAAACCUCCAUGCACACUUCCUAAGUGAUGUCAAAAUGUUUAAAAAUAUUUAAAUCCUGUACUGGGAUAUACAUAUACAUAUGGGGAAAACAUAAUAAUAAUAAUAAUAAUUGUGAGUCAAUACUCGACUGCUUGUCCAUGGGGUAGAUUGUGACGGUUCAAACUCGGGUAUUUGAUGUUGUUCUGUAAUAUUUAUAUAUAUAUAUCCAUACAGAGAAUAAUAUCUUUUUUGCAUAUCAAUAUUAGCAUUUAUAUAUAUUCUGAUAUCUUAUUGA